This is a messenger RNA of Penicillium longicatenatum, 1059 nucleotides long. RefSeq lists its product as uncharacterized. The record is from RefSeq and is a predicted model, not a curated record. The transcript has 3 exons. The coding region runs from base 1 to 1059 and encodes 352 amino acids. NCBI's taxonomy places the organism in Eukaryota, Fungi, Ascomycota, Eurotiomycetes, Eurotiales, Aspergillaceae.
AUGCCUCGUGUUGACAUAUCCUCCAAACUAUGGGCCACGCCCAACCCUGACCGUGUAUAUGUCGUGCGACCUGUUUGGGUACAUUAUGGUCAUCCGGAUCUGGAAAAGAAUCAUCAAUUCUUGCUCGAUUUCGGCUUUGAGGAAACCUACCGCACAUCUUCCCCCGAGCGCAUAUUUUACAAGGGGUACAAUGACCAGCCUAUAACUUAUAUCUCUGAAAGAACCACCACCCCCCAAUUCUUCGGUGGCUCCCUUGAAGCAGCUUCUGCGGACGAUCUCCUGCGGGCUUCGAAACUCCCGGGGGCUGGUCCAGUGCGUGACUCGGAAUUCCCCGGAGGUGGCAGGAUUGUUAGUAUCACUGACCCUGAAGGGGUUCCAAUCAACAUCGUUUAUGGGUAUCAGACGGUUGAGCGUGGUAUGGCGCCUGUGUCAGUUGGGCCAUUCAACCUUGCUCAACAAUCAGAUGACACCAAACCCAGACUUGGCACUUUUCAGCGGAUUAAGGCAGGUCCCGCGCCUAUCCACAAAUUAGGCCAUUUUGGCCAUAAGGCCAGCAAUAUAGCGGCAAUUAGCGCUUGGUACAUGACUCAUUUCAACCUUCGCGGUGUCGAUAUACAAGGGGAUCCAUACAACCCCCACGAAGACAUGGCCGUAUUCUACAACAUCGAUUUAGGGAAGCAUUAUAGUGACCACCACGCAUUCUUUCACUUUGCCUUCUUCCCAGGUCAGAAGUUUCCCGGCCCUCAUCACGCAUCUUUUGAGGUUCACGACCUCGACGUCCAACAGAUCGGUCAUUAUCAUUUGCUUCGGCGGAAGUGGUCGCUGAUGUGGGGUCUUGGUCGGCAUCUACUCGGCAGUCAGAUUUUCGACUACUGGUAUGACCCGGAUGGUUUUACCAUCGAGCACUACACGGACGGCGACGUCGUGAAUGAGGAUAACCAACCUGAGAGACAUAUUGUCGAGAGAUUAGAAGAGUACACUAUCUGGGGUGGCCAAAUCAACUUCAAGGGUGCGUAUGAGGGUGACUCCCGACCGACCCGCCUACAUGACGAGGAGUGA